AGCUUUCUUCAUAGUAACCAGAGUCAACGCCAGGCUUAUCAAUCGAGAGGUUGCUCUUGGCAACCGAGCGUUGUUUGUCGAUCCCAUCCAUGCUUUCAGAAGCUCUGCUGCUCUUGCCUUGGAUUAGGUCUUGCUUUCCCGCUUUCAAGUUGGUGGCGCGAUUUUGAUAGAGAAGACAAGAGCAAGAUUUAUAUUGUCUGUACAAUGCUGUUCUCCAGGGAUAGAAAAUAUAGGCAUAACACAAGAUUAACAGGGGACAGGAAGGGUGACCUGUAUCCUUCCAGUUUGCAAUUCUACCAGCAUCCACCAACAGAGAAUAUAUCUCUGAUUGAGUUUGAGACUUUUGCAAUCGAGAGACUUAAACUUCUUAAGGCUGUAGAGAAUCUAGGUGUGAGUUAUGUUAAGAACUCAGAAGAAUACAGUAAAAAGCUGGAACUAGAAUUGAGAAAACUAAAGUUUCCAUACCGACCUUUACACGAGGAAAUAAGUGAUGACGUCUAUGAUCUACGAAGAAAAGACCACAUUUCACACUUUAUCCUACGUCUUGCAUACUGUCAGUCAGAGGAUUUAAGGCGCUGGUUUAUACAACAAGAAAUGGACCUGUUUAAAUUUCGGUUUGGUUUGCUGACUAAAGAGAGUGUCCAGGAAUUUCUGAAACUCAAUGAUCUGCAGUAUGUUGCUAUCAGUGAGGAUGAAAAGAACAUGCACAAAGAGGAUUUAAUGAAUUCAAGUUUUGGUUUAAGUUUGACUAAAAUGGAAGAUACAGAAUUUUACAAGGUUCCCUUCCAAGCUGCUCUUGAUUUAGUUCGACCAAGAAAGGUUUUCCUGUGGCGCGGCUUUGCAUUCAUUCCUCAUAAAGAUAUAGUUUCCAUUGUCUUGAAUGACUUCAGAGCAAAGUUAUCAAAAGCUUUGGCAUUGUCUGCUCGAUCCCUGCCUGUUGUUCAGUCUGAUGAAAGGCUGCAACCAUUACUUAAUCACUUAAGUCAUUCAUACAUUGGGCAAGAUUUUAGCUCACAAAGUAAUACAGGAAAGAUUUCACUUGAACAAAUAGAUGGGUUUGCUGCCAAGUCUUUCCCCCUGUGCAUGCGUCAGCUGCACAAGUCUUUGAGAGAAAACCAUCAUUUGCGUCAUGGAGGACGUAUGCAAUAUGGACUGUUUCUCAAGGGUAUUGGCCUGACACUAGAACAGGCUUUACAGUUCUGGAGGCUGGAAUUUACAAAGGGGAAAGUAGACUCCGAAAAAUUUGACAAGGUAUAUGCCUAUUCUAUUCGUCAUAACUAUGGUAAAGAAGGGAAGAGGACCGAUUAUACACCUUACAGUUGCAUGAAGGUUAUUUUAUCCAAUCCACCCAGUCAAGGAGACUAUCAUGGUUGCCCAUUUCGACACAGUGAUCCUGAGCUCCUAAAACAGAAGUUGCAAUCAUUUAAAGUUCCUUCUUCAGGGAUAAACCAGAUUUUAGAACUUGUUAAGGGGAUGCAUUACCAGCUGGCUUGCCAGAAGUAUUUUGAGCUGACUCACAGUGUGGAUGAUUGUGGCUUUUCACUGAAUCACCCAAACCAAUACUUUGCUGAAAGUCAGAAACUAUUAACUGGUUCUCGGGAAAUCAAGAAGGAACAAACAGCACGUGAUUCUCCAGCAGUUACUGCCAGCCAGUUGUCUUCUAGUUCAUCAUCUGCAUCCAUCCCUAAGUCACAAUCAUCUGCACCAGAAAUGGAGGACCUAGAGCAGAUCUUCAGUGAAUACUGAUCAUAUUUACUCAUUUAACAUAUGCCCAAGAAAGACAAAGGAUGCAGAAGUUGCUUCAUUGUUGUAAUUAAAAUAAAAUAUUUUGUUUCAAUUUA
Messenger RNA from Xenopus laevis (African clawed frog), 1841 nucleotides. It is a transcript of the gene prim2.S, whose product is annotated as DNA primase subunit 2 S homeolog. The transcript has 14 exons. The record is from RefSeq and is a predicted model, not a curated record. The coding region runs from base 205 to 1746 and encodes 513 amino acids. Gene Ontology annotation, biological process: DNA replication, synthesis of primer; DNA replication initiation. Lineage: Eukaryota; Metazoa; Chordata; Amphibia; Anura; Pipidae. Gene Ontology annotation, cellular component: alpha DNA polymerase:primase complex.